Molecule: messenger RNA, 209 nt
Organism: Sphenostylis stenocarpa
Lineage: Eukaryota; Viridiplantae; Streptophyta; Magnoliopsida; Fabales; Fabaceae
Source: the annotation of a GenBank genome assembly
AUGGUGGCGAGAGCCAGCAACGCGACAGUAAGACAGGUGAAAUUUGACGAGUGGAAGCACCAAUUGCAAUGUCAGCCGGGUCGGCGGAACAGGAGGGAAGGCGUCGAAGAUAGAGGUUCGGGAAUACCGACCUCAAGGGGUCGCUCUGAGUUGAUGGGUGCAGGAGAUGACCUUGUGAUGUUGGUGACGAAGGUGUUGCAGAUGUAUCG